Molecule: messenger RNA, 439 nt
Organism: Dama dama (fallow deer)
Lineage: Eukaryota; Metazoa; Chordata; Mammalia; Artiodactyla; Cervidae
Gene: PPP1R1C
Product: protein phosphatase 1 regulatory inhibitor subunit 1C
Exons: 5
Coding region: 1-351 (116 amino acids)
Biological process (GO): intracellular signal transduction
Cellular component (GO): cytoplasm
Molecular function (GO): protein phosphatase inhibitor activity
Source: RefSeq, a predicted model, not a curated record
AUGGAGCCAAACAGUCCCAAAAAGAUACAAUUUGCUAUGCCUUUAUUCCAGAGUCAGAUUGCACCCGAAGCAGCUGAGCAGGUGGUUCUUUAUUGUUCACAGAUCAGGAAAAGAAGACCUACACCAGCAUCACUUGUGAUUCUCAAUGAACAUAACCCUCCAGAAAUAGAUGACAAGAAGGUGACCAACACACAAGCAGAAUCGCAGAAUGCAACCCCUAAGCAAAGGAAGCAGAGCGUGUACACACCACCCACCAUGAAAGGGGUUAAGCAUAUGAAAGGCCAGAAUGAAUCAGCAUUCCCUGAAGAGGAAGAAGGCGUGAACGAGAGUGUGCAGCAGUGGGACCAUUAAUUACGGGUCUGCAACAAGAAGGCUUCUUGGGAAUAACUGAACUAUCAACCUUUCUGAAUAGCCCAUGGAAUGCCACUGCUUGACUUCU